AUGUCGGGGUCAGGCCAGGACAAUGGCUCGGAAAGCUCGUUGAGAACACCAGUAACAGUGGUACCAAGGUCCUACGACUAUGAUCACCUGGAUCAUGGGAGUCCAAUCGAAUCAGGGACUUGGGGGAGAGAGAGGUCGUCGUCGUUCUCCAACCGAUUCCGUCAAGCGGGUGGUCCCAACAGUUUGGAUAACUUUGCGCGUUCCUGGCAGAGAGCUGCCGCGUUCCCGGAGGUGAUUCCUCGACGAUCCUCGUUUGUGUCGGAGUCGGAUGAUGAAUUUGGAAUUGCUACUGGUGUGGAAUAUGCAUCGAGAAGCAACCAGCCGUGGGGAUCGUGGGGCCGGAACUCGGAUUUUGAACGACCCCUGCUGCGGGAUGAGUCGGAGGAUGAUGAGCCGAUCGAAGAAGACUCGCAUGGACCCGAGCAGUCCAAGCGUGGAAUUCCCAGCGCGGGACUGCUGGCCUCUUCUUUUGAUCGAAGUUUUGCGGCUUCGUAUGGCACGAUCUCCUCGCGAAUGAGCGAGUCGACUCGGAGACAUGCGAUUCAAUUCCACAAAGAUCAGAAUACCCAUGUCGAUGGUGCAGGAGAUCCAGAUCGGGGGCCAUUGCUGGUAAAGCAUAUCCAGCAUGAAGAUGGAACGGAAGAGGAUGUCAUCGUUGGCCAAUCUACCGUACCGCAGACUGUCUUCAACUCGGUUAAUGUAUUGAUUGGUAUUGGUCUUUUGAGUCUCCCGCUGGCAAUGAAGCAUGCCGGUUGGGUUUUAGGACUGACAUUUCUGAUCUUCUCGGCAGUGACAACCUCCUAUACAGCCAAGAUUCUCGCUAAAUGUCUGGAUGUUGACCGGAGCGUCGUCACUUAUGCUGAUCUGGCGUAUAUCAGCUUCGGACAUCAGGCCCGUUUGGUUACCAGCUUCUUAUUCUGCUUGGAACUUCUGGGUGCAUGCGUAGCCCUGGUUGUGCUUUUCGCAGACAGUCUUUAUGCUUUGGUCCCAGGUUUGAGUAUCCUGCAGUGGAAGAUCGUUUGUGGAGUUGUGUUGAUCCCACUCAACUUCCUCCCAUUGCGUUUCCUCAGCAUCACCAGCAUUCUGGGUAUUAUAUCAUGUACAUCUAUUGUGGUCCUUAUUUGCAUCGAUGGCCUCAUUAAGCCUGAUACACCAGGCUCACUGCGACAGCCCGCUAACACAUUCCUCUUCCCUGCCAACUGGGCUACUAUCCCGUUGAGUUUCGGCUUAAUCAUGUCACCCUGGGGCGGCCAUGGUGUCUUCCCAAACAUCUACCGCGACAUGAGACAUCCUCAGAAGUACGGCAAGAGUCUACGGGUGACCUACAUAUUUACUUUCGCUCUCGACUGUUCAAUGGCCAUUAUUGGUUGGCUCAUGUUUGGUGAUUUUGUCCAGGACGAGAUCACUGCGAACAUUCUCACGGUCACCCACUACCCCAAGGCCCUUUCCGUCUGUAUUAUAGUAUUCAUCUCAAUUAUCCCGCUCACCAAGGUCCCGUUGAAUGCACGACCUCUGGUUGCCACAUUUGAGGUUCUCUGCGGAGUUGCAGGCAAUGUGCCUACUGAAAACCGCAGCGAAACGGUUCAACAGAUCUCACGAGCGGCGAUUCGUCUUUUCGUCGUGGUCAUGAUUGUCAUUUUGUCCGUCAUUUUCCCAGCGUUCGAUCGCAUCAUGGCGUUUAUGGGUUCCUUCUUGUGUUUCACCAUUUGUAUUAUCUUCCCUCUUGCAUUUUACCUCAAGAUAUUUGGAAAGGAGAUCAGUCGAGGCGAGCGCAUCCUCGAUUGGAUUCUGCUUGUGAUUUCGACGAUUCUGGCUGCGGUCGGAACUGUCUUUGCUUUCUUGCCUCGGGACAUCAUUGCAAACUAG
Penicillium nucicola is the source of this 1866-nucleotide messenger RNA. Its product is annotated as putative transporter. Bases 1 to 1866 code for a protein of 621 amino acids. Gene Ontology annotation, molecular function: amino acid transmembrane transporter activity. Gene Ontology annotation, biological process: amino acid transmembrane transport. NCBI's taxonomy places the organism in Eukaryota, Fungi, Ascomycota, Eurotiomycetes, Eurotiales, Aspergillaceae. The transcript is spliced from 6 exons. Gene Ontology annotation, cellular component: vacuolar membrane. The record is from RefSeq and is a predicted model, not a curated record.